This is a messenger RNA of Aspergillus fumigatus Af293, 177 nucleotides long. RefSeq lists its product as uncharacterized. NCBI's taxonomy places the organism in Eukaryota, Fungi, Ascomycota, Eurotiomycetes, Eurotiales, Aspergillaceae. The record is from RefSeq and is a predicted model, not a curated record.
AUGAUCUACUCCUACUAUGGCAGCCAGGCAAUGGUCUACGGGCCGCCUGGUAAAGCCGGGGGCCGACAUUGGUCACUGGGCGGUCCAGUGAGGAAUAUGGAAGACGACAGGCUAUCGUUGACCUGGCAGAGGAGGUUCAUUGGUUUUGACGCGCUUUCUAGUGUCUGGAUCGGGUAA